Molecule: messenger RNA, 7155 nt
Organism: Nerophis ophidion (straightnose pipefish)
Lineage: Eukaryota; Metazoa; Chordata; Actinopteri; Syngnathiformes; Syngnathidae
Product: spindlin-Z-like
Exons: 8
Coding region: 192-968 (258 amino acids)
Biological process (GO): gamete generation
Source: RefSeq, a predicted model, not a curated record
GGUCUUUUUUCUUAACUUUCCUUUAGUGAGAUGGCUGUGCUCGUUCCCGUGAAUUCCAAACGAGUUCUGUGGACGGUCGGCAGGCGGCGAGGCCAGUCAGCGCAGUCCUCUUCCACACCCACCACUGGAAAUUAAGAACGCCUUGAAGAUUUGUAUCUGUGCAGCCUGGCUGCCUCCCUGCCUCCAGAUGAAUGAAGAACACUCCGGAACACAGAGACACUGCUGAUACAGGGCAUGCAGGUGUUUCUGCAAAUAUGAUGAAGAAAAAGAAUCCCAAUAAAAAACAUAAGAGCAAUCUGGGUCCAGCCACCAAAGUAUUGUCACAACCACGUCGGAACAUUGUUGGCUGUAGAAUCCAACACAUCUGGAAGGAUGGAAGUGGACAUGUGGUAUGGAAAGGCACCGUACUCGACCAGGUUCCAGUGAAUCCUUCCCUCUAUCUGAUCAAGUAUGAUGGCUUUGACUGCGUGUAUGGUCUGGAGCUUCAUAAAGAUGAGAGAGUUCAGGGCCUGGAGGUGCUCCCUGACAGACUCGCUAAAUCCCGCCUGACAGACAUCAAUCUAGCGGACGCCAUGAUAGGCAAAGCGGUGGAACACAUGUUUGAGACGGAGGAGGGACCAAAGGAGGAAUGGAGGGGGAUGGUGCUGGCCCGGGCUCCCAUCAUGACCACCUGGUUUUAUAUAACCUAUGAGAAAGAUCCCGUCCUCUACAUGUACCAGCUGCUGGACGACUUUAAAGAAGGCGACCUUCGCAUCAUGCCUGAUUCCAAUGACACUGUCCCAGCAGAGAGGGAACCAGGCGAGGUGGUGGACAGUCUGGUGGGCAAACAAGUGGAGUACGCAAAAGAAGACGGAGGCAAACGAACAGGCAUGGUCAUCCACCAGGUGGAGGCCAAGCCUUCUGUCUACUUCAUCAAGUUCGACGAUGACCACCUGAUUUACGUCUACGACUUGGUCAAAACGUCGUAAGACUCAGCCGACGCCCUGGUCCCGUCUCCCAGGACACAUUGACCCAGUACAUGUUUCGCAGACCCCUAAAAGGCUUUAUUGGGCUUCUUUCAGUGUUAACUAAGUUCUACUUUGAACAGUUUGAAAAAUACAGCAUCAUAUAAUCCAAGCGUAUCAAAACAUAACAAUAUGACUGAGAAAUGUAGUCAUCGUACUGCUAGAAGAGAACUCAAAACGAUUGUGAGCUGGUACCAUCCACUAGAGGAGACAAACUCAUCAAGUACUAACAAAAUAUUUGUUAGUAUUGCCAUCCUCAAGUCCAUUACCGUGACAAAUUCUGGAAUUCUUCAUUUAAGUUCACAUACAGUAUCGAAAUCUAAAUGAAAGCCCUUAGCAAUGUUAGCUAUGUAUCUUCUUACAUAACUUUGUAAUGUAUGUAUUUUAAUAACACAUUAUUAUUGAUAUUACGCAGUGUUUUACGUCCCCGUCAUUUAUUUGUGGCGGUUACACUUGGCCUACCUGUUGUCCUCGCUCAUAAAUAAACACAUUAAAACGGGACUGUGCGGGAAUUAGAGGUGUCCCGAUUCCGAUUCAGCAAAAAAAAAACAAAUAUCGCAUUAUAUUAGCUUGGAUAUAAAAUCUUUGAUUCAAGCACUCCUGGAACUUGUUUACUUGACAGCCAGUUAACAUUUAAAAGUCCUCCGAUAAGCACACAAGGUCGGUAUUUUCGUGUAUUUUAGUCAAGCCAUUUACAAAAGGUAAACAUGGUAGGCUAUAGGAUACUCGGGAGCUCACAGUUACACAACAGCUUAGCACACAAGCUAAACAAAUGUAAUAAAUGUCUUUAAAUUAACAACAUUGCGGUUUUAAAUAGCACAUUUGUCAAAUAUAAUAUUUAAUAUAUAUAUUAUUUACACAAACAAAGUCGUAAGUGUAUUAUAAAUUAUCCAGUAACAAAUGUGUCCGCAUCAUUGAACUUAUGGCGUCAUUAGUUGAACUGAAUUAAUGGAUGUCAACAAAAAAAAUCAAUUAUCACCGUACUUUAACUUAAAGACAACAUAAGUCCAUUCCAGAUGGCUAAUAAUUAAUAUAUUUUUUAUACCUAAUAGAGGUGUGGGAAAAAAAUCGAUUCGAAUACGAAUCGCGAUUCUCACGUUGUGCGAUUCAGAAUCGAUUCUCUUUUUUUUUUUAAAUCGAUUUUUUUUUUUUUUAAAUCAGUCCAACAAAACAAUACACAGCAAUAUCAUUACAAUGCAAUCCAAUUCCAAAACCAAACCUGACCCAGCAACACUCAGAACUGCAAUAAACAGAGCAAUUGAAGGGAGACACAAACACCACACAGAAAAAAAACAAAAGUAGUGAAACAAAAAUGAAUAUUAUCAACAACAGUAUCAAUAUUAGUUAUAAUUUCAGCAUAGCAGUGAUUAAAAAUCUCUCACUGACAUUAUCAUUAGACAUUUAUAAAAAAAAAAAGAAUAGUUUCACAGUGGCUUAUACUUGCUUGACAACACACUGUCCAAUAUUUUCACAAAGAUAAAAUAAGUCAUAUUUUUGCUUCGUUUAAUAGUUAAAACAAAUUUACAUUAUUGCAAUCAGUUGAUAAAACAUUGUCCUUUGCGAUUAUAAAAGCUUUUAAAAAAAAAUCUACUACUCUGCUAGCAUGUCAGCAGACUGGGGAAGAUCCUGCUGAAAUCUUAUGUAUUGAAUGAAUAGAGAAUCGUUUUGAAUCGGAAAAAUAUCGUUUUUGAAGCGAAAAUCGCGUUGAAUCGAAAAAAAUCGAUAUAUAAUCGAAUCGCGACCCUGAGAAUCGAUAUUGAAUCGAAUCGUGGGACACCCAAAGAUUUGCAGCCCUAAUACCUACCAUUGUUCUUUGUCAUUUCACUUGACCAAACAUUAUAUUACAUUCCAAACGUAUUAAUGCUGAUAUUUUAUCAGAUCGAUGCCGGUAUUGGCGAAUACUCGUUAUCGGGACACCCCUAAUCUGAAUGCAGCUCGUCGCUCCAAGUCCGUACAAUAGAUUGCGUCGUAACUCCACAUUAAUUGCAACUCGUCGUGUUGACAGCUUCCAUUUAGCGAAUGUUUUGACCCCUCUAGAUUCUGACGAGCAUCCAAUCCAUCGAAUUUUUGGGGUGUUUUUGGUGUUAACACUUUUGGAGAUUUUUAAUGUGAAAGGCGGCUUCGACUGACAUAAAAAAAUAAAUACACAGAAGUAAGUUUGUAUUUCGAAACAUAUUUUAAAUAUAUAUAUAUACACAUAUAUAUGUAUGCAGACAUUUUGCUCAAACAUCCAUUAAAAAAAACAAAACGAUAUGGGUCAAAUGAUACUGAAGCAUCGACGCAUUAUGAAAAACAAGGAGUGAUAUUGUGUCCUCCAUACUUUGAUGUGUGUCACUUUAAGAAAAAAAAUCACGUCGUUACAAAUCGAUUUAACUCCUGUGUCGUUUGCCCGUUUAGCGUCACACUGUGUUUAUCAGAAAACUUAUUUUGGCUGACAGGUGACAGCUCGUGCUGUAAGUAUUCAGAGGAGUGGUGUGUCGUGUUUGACAUCGGUUUCUGUCGCCAUCAUCGAUGUAAAUGGAAUUAAGUGCAGCUGAGAUAGUCUUCAGCCCCCCGUGACUCCAAAAGGGACAAGCGGUAAAAAAAUGGGUGAGUAGAUGGAAAAAUUCCAAAGUGUCGGGUCAUUUUGAUCUUAUAUCGGCAAAUAAUGUAAAUGCUCUUUUUAUGUUUACUAUUUGGUUCAUUGACGAGAGCGUCGCAUUUCAUCAUCCUUUCUGCACAGCUGUUUGUUAAAAAAAAAAAAAAAAAUUCGCUAUUAAUUUUAUUUGUUGGCGUAAUGUAGUGACUUUCUUAAUCCAGCAGAUGCCGCCAUUAUGAAACCCCAAGACAGUGUCAGUGCAUCGUCAAUACAGCCAUCGAGUGUGCCACACACUCCCCAUUCAUGGCCAGUAAUGGAGAUAGACGAUGCAAUCGCGCACAACCCAACGCAAAAUACCGCCGCUAAUGUUGGUUCUGAAGGCCUCCGGCAGAAUUAAUCCAGUGCUGGCAACUCGCUAGCGGAAUUCUGAUUGGAUAAAAGCUAUGACGGCACACCACUGGAUUGGGGUAUGUCGUUUUUUUAAUUUAGAAUAAUGUUAAAGUCUCUCGUAUUCAUGUUGGCAUUUAAGACGAGGCGAUGUUAUUUUUUAGAAACGAUUAAACAAGGACAUUCAAAGUGUUUUACAGAAAGUUACAAGAAGGCAAAAAUAAUUGUAAAGACAAUCAUAAUUCUGAUCAAAAAAGUGUCGAUAAAAUACUUUGGGUUGUCAUUUGCACUAUUAAGUGUUUUCAGCUUCGAUUUGAACAUUGCCAAUGACCUGUUUUACAUUUUCUGGAAGACAAUUCCAGAUUUUAGGAGGAUAAAAAACUGAAACGCGGUUUCGACAUGUUUAGUCCGGACUCUAGGUGCAGGCAGGAGACCCCUCCCUGAGGUUCUAAGAGCUUGAGAUGGUUCAAAUGGUUCUAACAUUUUGGAUAUGUACUUUUGCACAAGACUUGUACACAAAGAGAGCAGUUUUAAAGUCCAUCCCCUGACCAACAGGAAGCAAGUGAACUAAGCACUGGACUAAUAUAGUCCUAUUCCCUGGUUCUACUCCGGACUCUAGCAGCAGCAUUCUGUAUGUCCUGCAGCUGAUUUACAGGGCCAAGUGAGAAUGCUAUUAAAGUACUGCUGGAGACAAAGCAUGGACUAGUCUUCCUAAGCCUGAUUUAGAUAAUAUUCCUCUGAUUUUGGCAAUAUUUUAACCAGCAAAAAACUGCAGGUGUUAUUGAUAUGAACAUUGCCAACAACCUGUUUUACAUCUUCUGGAAGAAAAUUCCAGAUUUUGAGAGGAUAAAACUGAAACGCGGUUUCGACAUGUUUAGUCCGGACUCUAGGCGCAGGCAGGAGACCACUCCCUGAGGUUCUAAGAGCUCGAGAUGGUUCAUAUGGUUCUAACAUGUCAGAUAUGUACUUUUGCACAAGACUUGUACACAAAGAGAGCCGUUUUAAAGUCCAUCCCCUGACCAACAGGAAUCAAGGGCAAGUGACCUAAGCUCUGGACUAACAUGGUCCUAUUUCCCGGUUCUAGUCUGAACUCGAGCAGCAGCAUUAUGAAUGUACUGCUGAUGCUCUACAGGACCAAGUGAGAAUGCUAUUACAGUAAUGCUGGAGACAAAGGCAUGGACUGGUCUUCCUAAGUCUGAUUUAAACAUUUGUCUGAUUUUUGGCAAUGUUUUAACUCGCAAAAAGCUGCAGGUGUUAAUGAUUUGAACAUUGCCAACGACCUGUUUUUCCUCUUAUGGAAGACAAUUCCAGAUUUUAGGACGAUAAAACUGAAACGCGGUUUCGACAUGUUUAGUCCGGACUCUAGGCGCAGGCAGGAGACCACUCCCUGAGGUUGUAAGAGCUCGAGACGGUUCAUAUGGUUCUAACAUUUCAGAUAUGUACUUUUGCACAAGACUUGUACACAAAGAGAGCAGUUUUAAAGUUCAUCCCCUGACCAACAGGAAGCAAGUGACCUAAGCACUGGACUAAUAUAGUCCUUAUUCCCGGUUCUAGUCCAGACUCGAGCAGCAGCAUUCUGUAUGUACUGCACAGCUGCUUUAGAGGGCCAAGUAAGAAGGCUAUUACAGUACUGCUGGAGACAAAGGCUAAGACUAGUUUUCCUUAAACAUUAUUCCUCUGAUUUUGGCAAUUUUUUAACUAGCAAAAAGCUGCAGGUGUUAUUGAUUUAUUGUGACAGUUAAAUUAAGUCUGAGUCCAUUAUUACCCUUAGAUUUUUAACCUUUCAGGAAGAGGAUCAGUAGUUUCUCUUUGCCACAGACAAGUUAAAGAAAAUAGUUUUCCAUCCACACACUAAUCUGUGCACUAGGUGCAGUAAAGGAGCAGUAUCACCUAUGUCAGUUUACACAGGUGCAGUUAUCAAUCACGGUUUUAUUAUAACCUUAAUUUGAAAUGCUGAUGUUAACUUUCUGGAAUUUUAUUGCAAUAUUUCAUAAAUAUUGUUACGUCCCGAGGCACACAGUGCCAAUGUUUCUUGCGUUGUCCGUCGUAAACUUUUGUUCGUGCUCAGAGACAAAUUAAAUGAGCACUAGUGUGCGAGGAAGUUGGACAACGUUGCUUAAAUAGCGGCUAACGUCAAAUCCUGGAGGGUCUGAUUAUUCAUGUUAAAAACCUCUAAAGGCUUAGUGGUCACAUGCGUGGACAGCACCUUUUUAGCUCUUAUUUCCAAAAUUGUGUACACUACUGAAUUGGGGUCUUAUGGCCACUUAUGUGGACACUUAUACUGCCAUCUGGUGGUGUCAGAAGAAAAUAACAUACAAUGGAAUUUGGAGGGAAAAAAAGUGUCAAAAUAAGAAUUAGCAUGUCACUAAACAUGAAGUACACAUUUGUGUAUUUAUGGACUAAAAAAAAGAUUAAAGGAUGAUUCUUAAUUUUUAUUCUAAUUAAGGUCCAAUAAGCCCAAAUAGCAAAGAGAAAUAAAAAAAUAAUGUAAACAAACAGCUUGAGCCUUAAGAGGUUUUAAACCAGAUUCAUUUCAGUUUUGUGUUCGUGUUUCUUGUCCUCCAUUUCUACCACAAAUAUUUUUGGGGGGAUUAGUUCAAACUUCCGUCACGUGACGGUUUGAGGGUUGAAGAGAUAUUAUUUCAUUCUAAAUAAAAAAGAAGUGAGGGGAAAGGUGAGUGAUCCUUGAAAGUCAAUCUGGGGAAUGCAUGAGCAGACGAGUAUGUACAAACUUCAUUUUGUGGACUUGUGAUGUAGAUAGUCGCCAAAGCAGAUAGAUGACAGCUAUUAUUAAUACCUGCACAAAAAAAAAAGACUGAGACGUAUAUAUAUGUAUGUAGUAUGAUCAUCUCGACGCGCACGGUGUUUAAUUGGUUCCGAUAUUGCAAACACACAUUUUGGCAGCAAUGUUCCAGUUGCUUCGUUUUGCGAUUUAUCGAUUAUUGUUGUUGACGUCGGAAUGAUACGAGCUUUUUUUCUAUCAUCCUGCCUUGUAUUUUAUUUUUUAUUUUUUUUGUAUGAUUAAAAUGGUGUGUUCAUUUUUUAUUGUUCAUGAAAAAAAUGUGGUUUUGUGGUUCUUUGCUUCACACAAUGCCCAUAUUUCUAUUGUAGCUGCUGUAUGUUAUAGCUGUAACCCAACACUUGAAAUGUCAUCAAAUAGGCCAUAAACAGCCUUCAAGUCCCUAA